AUGGCGGGUGAAAUUGAAGAGCCUUUCAGGUUUAAUUUUCAGGCAGAUACUUUAAACUCUGGCUCUAUCUCAUUUGGAAGGUUCGAAAAAGAAGCUCUUUGUUGGGAGCGAAGGUCAUCCUUCUCACACAACAGAUAUCUGGAAGAGGUAGAGAAAUACUCAAAACCAGGUUCAGUUACGGAAAAAAAGGCAUACUUUGAGGCUCAUUUUAGAAAGAGGGGACUUCUUGGUCAGAGUUCAUCUGAGUGCCAGAAUGGGACAGAAUAUCAAUCCAGUGAAAAUGACAUCUCAGAAAGUGCGGGGUAUGAUGAGCAACAUGAGCACAAGGAUGAGGGCAACUGUUCUGCACAUUUUCAUCAGAGUUCACACUGUUCAGUGCAUGACAGAGAGCAUGAAGUUACUGAAUCAGAAUCUGAAAGAGAAGAGUUUUCUACAUCAUAUGAACUUCAGGUUGAAUCUGCAUCUGAUACCAAUGCUGCAAACUUUGUUACUGAACAUGAAAAGACUGAAGAAGCAAAUCAUGCUGAAUUUGGCAAGUUACUUCCAACCAAUUCUGAGUCGGAUAUUGACAUAGAACAGAAUGUUCAGGAAGAAGGAUCCAGUUUGGAUACAAGGCAUAUGACGAAAAUCGACAUUGACUUGCACCCUAAUAAUCAUGUUUCUGAGGUAAAUAUUGGUGCUAGACCAGAAAACCAACAAGGCCGCUCGGGCCAGUAUUUUGAGGGGAGGAUUGCAUCAGGAAUCAAACAUGUGAUCCCAAGAUUGACAUCUCGAGUUAGUGCUGCACACGAGAAGAGAAGUAUGAAUAGUCAGGCUUUUAAAGGUUCUGGAACAAAACCUAGAGUAAAAGUCAAUGAUACUCCAGUAAAAUCCAAGGCAGAAAAGAAGACUCCACACGCGGUUGCUCAGAACAAGUGUUCAAUGCACAAAUUGCCUAAAUAUGAGGUUUUACCAGGUUCAAAGGCAAAAGUUAGCCCAGAGAUCAAAAGCUCUAAGAAAGAAUCUGGAAUCCAUCGAGUUUCAGUGUCCCAGCCUUCGUCAUCGCAGAUGACUGCCACUACUGCACGUCAAAGUGCAAACAGGCUCUCACAAGCUGCAAGUUUAACACCAGGCAUGAGGCAGAGAGUCUCUGAUUUCAAUUUCAGAAGUGGUCAGCCUGCAGAGAGAAGGAAACAGUAUCAUACGAAGUUAGAAGGGAAAGUGCAUGCAAAGGAGCCUGAAAUUGACCACCUUCAAGCAAAAAGUCAGGAAAAGGAGAAAGCAGAAAUUAAACAGUUGAGAAGAAGCCUCAACUUCAAAGCUACACCUAUGCCUUCCUUCUAUCAUAGAGUUGGGCAAGGGUCAGAUAGAAGCAAGGCCACAGCAAGUAACCCCAAAACAAGAACACCAAGGACUAAAUCUUCAAGUUCCAGUAUUAGAAUUUCUGAAAGAUCUUCAUCAAGUUCGGGCAAAGGAACUAAUCGAGCCCUUCUCAUAAGCAAACCUCUGAAGUCUCCAUUCGUCUCAGGAGCAACCAGCUGCCAUUCAACAGUCACUUCUGAUAGCACACCAUCAUCUCCAGCAGCUAUGGAAGGAGAAACCUGCAAUGAUCAUCCAAUACAAGCUGAAGUAAACAAUACAGAAGGUGAGAUGAAACAGCAAGAGAAAGAGAAGCAUAUAAGUGUCCGGAGCAAUAAAGUGCCUGAAGUUAACAAGAUUUAUAAAGGUCCAAAAGUUGAUGGAAAGCAGAAGCCCAGAAAUGGGAGGCAUAGCUAUACUGCAGUCGACAGUAGUUCAAGAACUGGUCGCCUAGCAGUUGGCGUUGCCUCGUGA
Messenger RNA from Fraxinus pennsylvanica, 1812 nucleotides. The record is from the annotation of a GenBank genome assembly. Lineage: Eukaryota; Viridiplantae; Streptophyta; Magnoliopsida; Lamiales; Oleaceae.